AUGAGAGCACCACAGGCCGAUGAGGGUCGAUUCGAGCGGGCAGUCGGAUGGUACGAGGCCUUUGUGGAGCCAAGACCCGGAAGGAACUCGAUCUUCGGCCUCGGGCGCGACAAUGAGCUCCAGCUCUAUGCGCUCUACAAGCAAUCGAUCUAUGGCCCCUGCACCGAACCCCAGCCAUGGUUAUGGGAUCACCAAGGACGGCAGCGAUGGAAAGCCUGGAGGAAUCUUGGAGACCUGAAGAAAUCCAAUGCCCAGGAAGAGUUUACUGCCUUUGUGCUGGAGAUCCUGCACCAACAUAUGGACCACCCAGAGGCUUUACAAGCGAUCGAGGAUGUUGAAGGGACCCGCCAAUCGCAGAUGACACUGCAGUCGAACCCGUCAACAGAGACCUUCUCGAUCGUCGAGAUGCCUGAAAAGUCCGUCAGCACCGCACCGAGCUGGAGCAGACCGUCGAGUCGACAGAACAGCGCAACAAGCCCCGAUGCUCCCGCGCGAAUCAGCGAGAUACAGUACAACGAUCUGCUCCAUCGGAUGCUUGAGCUGGAGGCUGAGCUCCAGUGCAUCCGAGAGUACCUCGUUCAAGAGAAAGCCAAAUCCCGGAACCGCGAGAGCAAGAUGUUGUGGGCUGCCAUCGCGCUUGUUGGGAGCGGGAUCGUGCUGCUCGCUCGCCACAGAGCCGCUCAUGCAAAUCGAGCGGGAUGAACUCUGGGCUCUCCCCCGCUCGUUCCUGCCGUGCCGGGAAUAGAUUGCAUGGUCUGGGUCUGGCUCGCCCAAGAAGGACGUCGCUGAUGCCUGCUCAUGAGCCUUGCAUCGCCCCAUGCCGGCCCAGCUGCGCCGCGCGCUGUGCUGUGUGCGCAGCGCCGCAUCGCCCCCUGGCGCCUGCCUGGGUUCAUACACCGCCCUCGGGCUUUGGAGG
Molecule: messenger RNA, 916 nt
Organism: Polychytrium aggregatum
Lineage: Eukaryota; Fungi; Chytridiomycota; Chytridiomycetes; Polychytriales
Exons: 6
Coding region: 1-702 (233 amino acids)
Biological process (GO): fatty acid metabolic process
Molecular function (GO): fatty-acyl-CoA binding
Source: RefSeq, a predicted model, not a curated record